CAUCCACAAUCCUCGCUCAUCCUUGCAUCCCCCCGGUCCUCGUCUCUCCUCUCCCUAACCCCCUCUCCCCCCUCGUCCCCAUCUGCGUCGGGGGUUCGUUCCAGGUCAGACACACAAGCAGACCUGAACAGCCGCCAUCUCCCCAUCCCUCAUCCCUCAUCCUCCCCUCCCCCCACCUCCGUCUCUGACUCGCCCGUCAGUAUCAAGACAAUCAGCCCAGCCAGCAGCCCUUGCCCUCGAAUCGUGUGCUACCUCGUCAUCACCAACGUCUAGGCCCCAACAACUUGAGGUUUCCAUUCCUCUUUACAAUACGGCUCGCAUACAACGAGCACCACUCACCCACUCGGCGUCACACUGUCAGCCUGUCGGCAUUGGCAGCCAAAGACUUGCUUGCCCAAUCUCCAGCUCUUAGAUUCUCCUAUCGACCUUCAAGCACGGCCUAGAUCCCAGAUCAACCUGGCAGCUCACCCGCCCAGCCCCCACAAAACUCGCAGCAAUCGCUCUCGUUAGCAUGGUGUCUCUACCCAACGCUUUCGUGACGCUGCUCACCGAUUCGUCAUACCUCCCCGGUGCUCUCGUGCUGCUUCAUUCGUUGCAAGACCUUCAUCCUGCCCCACGGAGCUUCAAGAUCGUCUGUCUCGUUACCCCAGAAACGGUAGAUGCCCGCACUAUUGGUGUCCUGCGGAAUGCCGGCUAUGACCUCGUCAUUGGCGUAGAGCCUAUUGCCUCUGGAGCCUCGGGGCAACAAGGACUCCAGCUCAUGGGCCGUCCGGACCUGGACAUUGCUCUGACGAAGCUGCACAUCUUCCGACUGCAAACCCUCUUCUCCACUAUCGUGUAUCUCGACGCAGAUACCCUGCCUCUUCGCCCUCUGGAUCAGCUCUUCGAGACAACCAGCCCUCACCGGUUCUCGGCUUCACCGGACAUUGGCUGGCCUGACUGCUUUAACUCUGGUGUUAUGGUUAUCCGGCCUCAGCUGUCCGACUUCACUGCUCUUCAGGCUACUCUGGCAGCGCAUGCGGACAGCGGCAACGGUAAUGGCAGCUUUGAUGGCGCAGACCAAGGACUGUUGAAUGAGUACUUCUCCGAGGAAGGACCUGGUGGGGCCUGGAACCGUCUCCCCUUCACCUACAAUGUUACCCCCAGCGCCGCCUACCAAUACGCCCCUGCCUAUAAGCACUAUGCUCACAAGAUCAACCUGAUCCACUUCAUCGGUCCAAACAAGCCGUGGAAAUGGCUGUCGAGCAGACAGGCUCGUUCGUCCCCUCCGCCCAACACAGCAUUUGACUACGAAUCGCUGCUGGAUCGCUGGUUUGCCGUGUACGACCAACACGUCCGCCCGACCGCGGCGCAUGAGCCCAACCUCGCCAAGCGCUUCCAGGUCCCGGAGCAUGUUGCAAUCUGGAACAGCCCCGGUGCCGCUCAAGUCCCAGAUCGGUUGGACCUCGACAGCCUCAAGGAGGCAAUUCAGCAGGGCGUGACUGCCCUCAAGCCAGGGCAGUACACGUCUCUGCCUCUGGAAGGCCGUGUCGAUCUCAUUAGACCCAAGCCAGAGCCAAGAGCGGCGAUCAGCACCAACACUGGCACCAACUCUGCGAACCAGCCUGGAGAGCCAGCUGCGCCGCCCCAGAACAACCACGCCGAGCGUCCUACUCAGCCACACUCUCAUUCGCAGCCGGUGCACCACAGACCGGCACCUCAGCAGCACGGCAUUUGGGAUGCUUCUCGGUACUCGCCCCCUCGUCACAGCCAGCCGGAAAUGACGAUCCAAAUGCACGCAGUGUAUGAGCCGGCAUGGGAUCAGCCGGUCAAGUCCCACGCCACCUACUUCCAAACCUUGCCUCAAAAUGUGUACACCGAGUACCCAAGCAUCCCCCAGAACGUCCAAUCCAACGACUGGUACCACACUUUCACGUCGACCAAGCCCAGCCAGGCCAACGUGCAGCGAGUCUUCCCCUGGGAAGAUAAGGAGAAGUCCCGUGCAGCUGCCACCCGAGCCUUCCCUCAGGCCGACACCCCUACUUCGAAACGCUCUGUUGCACCCAAGCCGAAGCCUGUUAUCAUCCCAGCCACCACGUCUUCUGACAACAGUCGACCCAGCUUUUCGGAUUCUGUGGCUUCUUACAGGAAUGCCUGGGACAAUGUGGCGUCUAUCGAUCGCUAUGCUAAGCGCCUCACUGCUCUUGGCAUUGGCACGGAGCGUUUGUCGCAGUCGACGAUCCGCACAGCGGGACCCAGCCCAGGUGCGCCGGCGACCCCCACCUCUCAACGCCAUCGCCGCGGGAACAACCCAAAGGCUGGGUCAGACACGAGUCGUGACGGAGACGACGAAGCCGAGCACGUUCAGAGGAGCCACUAUCCUUCCAACGCCCUCUAUCGCGAUGGUUUUGCGCAGACGGACCGCCCCCGUGUUACACACGCUAGCGCGCAGGCCUCACCGGAAACGAGCCCCACAUUCAAGGCGGUUGAUGCGCCGAAUGUUAAGCGUCGUUCAGCGGGCUCGGACCCAAGGAGCCGCGGCCAUGGCCGCCAGUCUUCCAACGCUUUGUUCCCCACAUACAACUUCAGCCAACCACCUGUCGGAACGCAAGGAUCGUCGUCGGUUCGCGGCAGGGUUUGGAACCCAAGCACGGACCUGGACGCGAUGAGGCAGGAUUCGCAGAAAGUGCUGAGUCGGUUUGUUACUUCCGGAUCCUCGUCCACUACUUGAGCUCAAACCAGGGUUGUCGUUGGGCUGUCUAUGCAUAAGCUGUGGUCAAGA
Vanrija pseudolonga is the source of this 2761-nucleotide messenger RNA. RefSeq names its product Glycogenin-1 (gene Gyg1). Gene Ontology annotation, cellular component: cytoplasm. The record is from RefSeq and is a predicted model, not a curated record. The coding region runs from base 512 to 2710 and encodes 732 amino acids. Gene Ontology annotation, molecular function: glycosyltransferase activity. NCBI's taxonomy places the organism in Eukaryota, Fungi, Basidiomycota, Tremellomycetes, Trichosporonales, Trichosporonaceae. The transcript has 5 exons.